Molecule: messenger RNA, 4164 nt
Organism: Salvelinus namaycush (lake trout)
Lineage: Eukaryota; Metazoa; Chordata; Actinopteri; Salmoniformes; Salmonidae
Exons: 22
Coding region: 115-3747 (1210 amino acids)
Source: RefSeq, a predicted model, not a curated record
ACAGACAGCCUGUCAAGCCCAGCGCAUAGGUAGGUCAACGGGUACGGGACUGAUCGAGUCGGGUGGUACCGAAGGAAUUAUUAUCCAGCACAACGAUACGGCAUUUGUUUCACCAUGGACUCAUUCAAACGGUUUCAGGAUGACGACUAUAAAAACUGGAUUAAAACGACCAUGGGUCUGAAUUGUCUUAAAACGCGACUAGGAGGGUUUCUGGAAAACGAAACCGAAACUUACCACGAUCACCUCCGAAACAAAGUGAACACAGGAGGCAAUGUAUGUAAAACUGAAUGUAACCUGAAGAAAUGGACCCCCAAGUCAAAGCAGCUUCCUCAAGUGUGUAAAGUGUGCGAGCCAUGGAGAGAUGAGAUCUUGGCAAACCAUUCAUGUAAAGGCGGACAGGUCUACUGGAAUAACUCCAAGCCGUACCUGUGGCCUACGAAGAAAUGGGAGGUAGCCAAGGUCUACAUGCCCCGUGGAAAUACAGACCACACCGCGGUGGACCAAUUUGACAUCUCAGCCUUCCUCAAUCUCAUGUCCCAAUGCAGACACUUUGCCAAGUUUGUGAAGUCCAAAAAUCUUAUCACACAGGUGACCAACGUGAGGAACCAGGUGAUGCAUUCGGCUGACUUCCGGGUGGUGAAGAUGGAUUUAGAAUCUUACCUAGGGCGAAUCAAAGACCUGGGCCAGGCUCUGACAACACACUACCCCAAAUUCAGUGAGCUGGCAGAGGAGAUCGAACAGCUCCAGAAUACAGACUUCGAUUUUAUCAUGAGCUGGGUUGGGAAGAAGAUUGUACUUGCGGCAGAUGAGGUCCCAGAGAGCAUGCUGAAACUCCAGAACUUUCUGAGUCUGGAACAACAGAUACUGAAGGAAAAGUUGGAGUGUCUGUCCCAACGCUAUGAAGAGGACAGAGAGACAGCCCUUACUCUGGAGGAGUUGCAGUGUGUGAGGGUGUUUCUGGAGGGGAACAAUGACCUGCAGGUGAGCCUGGCGCCACAGUGGGAGAAACUGAGAGAGGUGCAGGAAAGAGUGGACACACUCACCGUCAGAGUGGACACACUGGAGAAGAACACACGCACACACGAUCCUGAGUUCAGUACUGACAUCCUCAGAUAUAAGAACCAUCUGUAUGAGGAGGCCAGGAGGCAAGGGUGGCCUGAGCCUGUCUUCUCAGAGAUAAAGGAAGCCCUCGGUUACAGGGGUCGUGUGAAGGUGAGAGGUCAGACAUUUGAAGGUGUUCAGGUGUGCCCAAAGUCGAAGACAGCGCACCAGGAAGUGGCUAAACUGGCCCUGAGCCAGCUAGCCAAGGACAGUGCUAGCCUGAGUGAGCUAGCCAAUGACACCCAGGAGGGGGAGGCAUCCAGUAGCCAGACGGACCAACCACAAAGCCUCUCAUCCACAGGCCCCGUGUUCUUUGGUAGUGUCACUGUGGUCCUUAAAACUGACAUCACCUCUGGAGAGGGGCAUUCUGGGGAGACAGAGGCUGUUCAGUCUGCCUACAAGAAACUAGCUCUCCUGUUGGAUCUACCAGAAUCAGCUUCCUCCUAUAAGGAUGUGGUCCUGGAGCACUGUCAUACGCGGGAUGUCCCACCCCCAGAGGAGGCCGUUCAAUCUGAUGCAGAGGGGAAGAGCUACCAAUGCACUCUUCGAUUCACUGGACCAAUCACCUUCUAUGUCCCAGAGGGUUCCAGCAAAAAGAAACAGGCAUAUCAGCAGGCAGCUAAAGUGGCCCUCCAGCGGCUGUCCGGAGUCCUCGGCAUUAAGGAAGUGGUGGGAGGGAACUACGUGAGCACCCUGAAAGAGCUGCUGGAGGCUCAGACCCCACAACUUGACAAGCCUGCGUAUGAUGUCACAGACAGAGGAAUGGGAGCGGGGGAGGUCACUGAGAGAGGGGUGGGGGGGGGGGUAGGGAAGAAGGAGAAAGGAGUGGGGUCAAGCGAAGGUGAGGGCUGCCCUCACCUCCCACCAGCUCCCAUGAUACCUAGCGUGCAGCCCCCCGAGAGUCAGGUGGUCCCAGUGUCACUCAUGGAAACCUUAGUUACUAUGGACCCCAUGGCUACCAAAGUCACCAUGGUUGCCAUGCAUACCACAGUCCCCAUAAAUACCACAAUUACCAUGGAGACCCAGGGGGGAGGGGCCUCAGAGUCAGACCCCCACCAAGCCACGCCCACCCUCCCAGAGGAGAGCAGCGUCUCUUCAGAUGGCCGGGGGUUCGUUAUGUGUGUGGCGGUACGUGUGCAGAAGGACCUCGCCCCACACGAGGCCUCCACUCCAGAGGAGGCGCUACAGGCAGCCUACUGCAGUCUGCUCCAGGGCCUGUCCCUGGAUCCGCCACCUACAGCAGGUGGUGAGAAGCAGAGUGUGUUGGAGUUCUUCAGACGGGCAAAGUGUGGCCCCCCAGUGGAGGACUGUGUAACAACAAUGGAGGGAAAGCACAGAUGCACUCUAAGAAUCGUAGGCGAGCUCACCUUCCACAGCACAGAGGCGGCCCCCAAAAAGCAGCAGGCAGAGCAUUGUGCAGCUAAGGAGGCACUGAGGUGUCUGAAUGGGGUCCUGAGUGGGGUUUUGGGCGGAGACAUCGGCGGAGCGGGUCCGAACUACAAGGGUAAACUCCAGGAGUUGCUGGUCAAGCAUGGAGGAGGAGCCAAGCCAGAGUACAAAAAUACUGAGGCUAACAAGAUCAGAACAGGAGCCGCUGCAAGUCAGAUGACCGGGGAAACUGCUGCUGUUGGCACUACUCUACAGGGGGACAAGUUGUCAGUUAGUGAUGCAGUUACCAUGGAGACAACGCCUGAAGAUUCCGGCCCGCCUCCGCCUAAGAGAUCUGCAGGGGGAGAGAUGGAAGACAUCCGGCAGUGUCUGGCACUGUGGAGUCUGCAGCCCCCGUGUGUGGUGUGUGAGGAUGUGUCUGUGGAGCAGUUGUGUGAGUGGAUGGUGGAGGUCCGACUAGACCGCCACGCCUUCCGGAACCAGACCCUGUUUAGCUCUAAGAAAGAGGCUAUCCGCCGGUCCUACCAUAGUCUGGGUAGAGCAGGGGAUAUCUGCCAGCAUGGCACCGAUGAGAAUAAGUCCACAGCGAUGGUAAAGGCUUGUUUCCUGCAGCAGUCGUUCCCGUUGCCUGUGGAGGAAGUAGCAGAACCAGAGAAGGGAAGGUUCUGCUGCAAUCUCAAAGACAUCACCUGUGUCUUCACUUACCGUGGAGAGGGUUCCAGUGAGGCUGCAGCAUGUCAGUCGGCCUACCAGAGGGUGAUGUCUUGUCUUGCUCCUUUCAUUGGCUACUGUGGUCCUGUGGCCCCACCCAGCAGCACUGAGGAUGCGAAGCGAAGGCUCAGCACUCUGUUGGAGGGGACAGCCCUUACAUCUGCGAACUCCGCCCUUUCAGAAUCUCAGUACAGAAUCUCCGCCCAGCUUAGGUUCUCGGGGUACAGCAUGGAGACUGAAGGACAGGACAGUAAGAAAGCUACCAGAGCCCAACUCAGCCAGCGCUUACUGGGCCUACUUGGGGAGGAUGAGAUGGACUCCACAGCCUCGGUGAGGAACGUUCUAGAUGAGUGGUUUGCGAAGAGAGGUCUGGAGAAACCCGGAUUUGAGGACACUAAUGACAAGUUUGGGACAAAAGUCACCUUCUCUGCCCCUCUCAUCUGCUCCUACAAAGAGUGGCAAGCCAGCCGGGAGAAAGCUAAGAAGAAAUUAAUCGAUGAACUGCAGAGGCGGGUCAAAUACCUUUGUGAUGGAAGCACCAACUGAGGGCCCACUGACCAAUCAUAAAAUAUAGUUUACUUACCCUUGGCUCCUGCAUGAAACGACAAAAUGUCCUCUAUUUCCCAGUCUGGAUCUCUCUCUUCCAAGUUUUCCCUCUUUUCCUCUGUGUUUCGUCAGUGCUAGUGGUGUUGGUGAUAGAUGUCUGUCUGUAAUAGUAUGGCUUUAAUAGUAUAUAAUUCACUCUUUGCAUGCACUGUUUUUACCACUGGUUAUGGCCCUGAUAUGAAAUUAUCCUACAUUUAGCAGCUGUUUUAGUUUUACACAGUCUAGUAACAUAAUGAAUGCACUUGUGUGCACCCCAGGUGUAGUACUUUUUAAUCUUUAAUAUUUCCCUAAGUAUUUUAACACUAAAUGAAAACGCUCCUCUCUGAUAAUAAAAAUACCAUCCACUACUUUGAAUGA